Messenger RNA from Cheilinus undulatus (humphead wrasse), 2354 nucleotides. It is a transcript of the gene rnft1, whose product is annotated as ring finger protein, transmembrane 1. Gene Ontology annotation, cellular component: endoplasmic reticulum. Gene Ontology annotation, molecular function: ubiquitin protein ligase activity. Gene Ontology annotation, biological process: positive regulation of ERAD pathway. The record is from RefSeq and is a predicted model, not a curated record. NCBI's taxonomy places the organism in Eukaryota, Metazoa, Chordata, Actinopteri, Labriformes, Labridae. The coding region runs from base 132 to 1415 and encodes 427 amino acids. The transcript is spliced from 9 exons.
UACAACGUCAAGAUGUCUGAACGAGCAGCUUAGCUCAAAAGAUAAACGCUUAGUUUUGUUUUUGAUUUAAUUUAGCCUUUGUUGUGUUUACUGACUCGGUCGUUGUAUUAGAUGGGGACCAAGCGCCUACCAUGAAACUCCGGCUGCAGAAUGACAGGAGUGAUUCCAGAAGAGCACUGAAACUGAGGGAGUCUUCUACUGUAAUGCAGCCUAAUUCAAGUGAGCGGGGCGCUCAUGCAGGAAAUGGCUUAUCCCUGAAUCUGCAGCCAGAGCUUCUCACCAGGACCCCAGCCCCCGGUGCUGCUGCUGCACCUGCCAGCCCUGAGAAUGUUGAAGUACGGGUACCUAUAACUAGUGGGCCUGGGGAGUCAGGUGGAGGAGCAUCAUCCAGGAGGUGUAGAGUCAACUCUCAUGGCCACUCCCAUUCUCAGUCACAUGGACACCAUCGGGCGCAGCAUCACCCAAACUCGGAGCCAGAACUCGACUCACCUGACUCUGACGUGGACUCUGGGGAACCAAGCACCUCUUUGUCUGAGCUUCGCUGUCUCUUCCGCUGGAUCCAAAAGAGCCUUCCUUUCCUUGUCAUACUGUGUGCUAAACUGGUCAUCCAGCAUGCUCUAGGUCUAGCUGUUGGGGUUGGCCUCUUUACAACUUUUCUAUAUGUGAAUAAGAACAUUCAAACUCAAGUUUUUCUCCAGGACCGUCAGUCCAAGCUGCAGAGUGUUUGGCUGCUGCUGUUCCUGACCUCAUCCACACUUCUGCUUUAUUAUACUUUUCUCACUGAGACACUUUACUAUUGCCUCAUCUUCCUUGGCCCAACCAUCCAGCCACUGGGUUUCUGGGAGGUCCUAUGGGCUGUGGGGGUCACCAACUUUGUAAUAAAGUUCCUCUUUAUGGGAAUAAAGUGCCUUAUUCUGCUGCUGCCAUCUUCACUGGUGACCUACAGAGCCCAGGGCCGCUGUCUGAUGCUGACUGAGGAGAUGGGUCAGGUCUAUCAGGCCAUGGCGCCUGUUCCACUGUGGUUCCGCUACCUGGUCACCUACCAGGAGGCUGACGGCACCCCUGGGCUCACACUGGGGGUCCUGCUGGCUUUGCUCUACCUCAUACUGAAACUUUUAGGAUUGUACGGACAGUGGACAUCUUUACUGAAAACUGUGAGGAUAUUUCUAAAAGGCGAGCACGCAGGCUCAGCAGCCACCAGGAGUCAGUGCAGCGAGGCUGGAGAUGUUUGCCCCAUCUGUCAGGGAGAGUACAGGGAGCCUCGAGCUCUGAUCUGUCAGCACAUUUUCUGUGACGAAUGCAUCGCUCUGUGGUUUAACCGGGAGAAGAGCUGCCCUCUGUGCCGCACUGUCAUCACAGAGAAAGUCUACAAAUGGAGGGAUGGAGCCACGUCUCCACACCUGCAGAUUUACUGAUAAAACGUGGCAGAAGGGACACUUUGGAUGAGGGACACUGGUGUUAGCUUUUAUUUAAAGUGGGUUUUUCUAUGAAUGAAAAUAAUGUUCACACUGUUUCAUGAAUCAGCAAAGGGCUGUGAUCCUGGCGGGUAGUGAUCUGUAAGGUCACAUGACUUUCACCUUCAUGUUUCUGUUUUAUUAAUCAGGACUUCCAUACCUGGCAUUCCCAGGAGAGUUGAUUAUUUUUACUCCAGUGUUUUGAUUUUUCUAUUUUAAGAUUUUUUUCCUCGUGUUGUUUUAUUACUUUUUAUCUGAAUAUGAACUUUCCUUAUGUGGCAGUGCUCUGUCCACCUGUAAAUAGAGGAACAUAAGAGAAAUAUAUUAAGUAUUUUCAAAAGAUUUUCCCUUUGUAUAGUGUUUCAACAUGAAAACCAUGACCCUUUUUUACCCAGUGUUUCUAAAUUUGUGGAAGUGAUUUUUGUCAUUUGUAGUAAUGAAUGUGUGAAGGUAAUGAGCUGCACACCUCAGGAUUGCUUCUGAAUCGUGCUUCAAAUGAAUUUAUAAGCCUGAAUGUGCUAAAAUAUAUAGAGACUUAACGUCUGACGAGCAUGCUGAAAAAAGGCUUUGUGAAGCCUGAACACAGUGACAUCACACAUUCAGCUGACUCGACACUCUGAGCUGUAGUAGAGGGCUGAAACGUAACGGUAUGUGAUGGAUGAACAGUUUGUUUCAUGCUUUCAGCUUUGAUGACUGAUUUUCAUAACUGAUAAUAAGGAUGCAAAGGAGCUUGUGAGAUUGAUUUACACAAAAAUUAUUUUUCUAUAAAGAAGACAUGACCAUGUUUUUGUAAAAAACCAAAGACUGGGAGAAUAAUCUAUUUUAUUAUGGCAACGUCGGUUCACUUCUUAUAUUUAUCAAUUUAAAUCUAUAAACUAUCUCAAUAAAGAUCUACAUUUC